Sinocyclocheilus anshuiensis is the source of this 2145-nucleotide messenger RNA. RefSeq names its product E3 ubiquitin/ISG15 ligase TRIM25-like. Gene Ontology annotation, molecular function: zinc ion binding. NCBI's taxonomy places the organism in Eukaryota, Metazoa, Chordata, Actinopteri, Cypriniformes, Cyprinidae. The transcript is spliced from 7 exons. The record is from RefSeq and is a predicted model, not a curated record. Bases 255 to 1529 code for a protein of 424 amino acids.
UUUGGGGUGACAUAUGACCUAGAGUCAUUUUUUGUGAGCUGCACAAAUUCUUGCCAGAACACUUAACACUGCACCGAGUUUAACACUGCAAGCAGCUCCGUGUUUUCUGACAUGCGCAGUUGUUGUGCAGAGCAGCUCUUCAGCCCCUCCCCCUCCUGUCAGACUCUGUGGUCACAUGACUCACUUCCUGCAUAAACAAAGCUUGCCUGGGCUUCAUUCUGCCACUGUGUUGGACGGCAAGAAAUCCUUUUAAAAUGGCGCAAGCUGGGGUUUUCCUUGAGCACGACCAGUUCAACUGUUCCAUAUGCCUGGAUGUCUUAAAGGACCCUGUGACUAUUCCAUGUGGACACAGUUAUUGUAAAGGCUGCAUUAAAGGCUACUGGGACCAGGACGACUGUCUGGGGAUUUAUGGCUGUCCUCAGUGCAGGCAGAGCUUCACUCCCAGACCUGUGCUGGGCAGGAACACAAUGCUGGCAGAUGUGGUGGAGAAACUGAAGAAGACAGGGCUGCAUGCUGGACCGACAGCGUCUGAUCCGACCCAAGCCGAACCCGGGGAUGUGGAGUGUGAUGUUUGCUCUGGGAUGAAAAACAAAGCCUUUAAAUCCUGCCUGGUCUGUCUGGCGUCUUACUGCGAGACCCACCUUCAACCCCACUACGAGUCUCCUGCCUUUCAGAAACACAGGCUGGUCUCUCCUUCAAAGAAGAUACAAGAACAGCUCUGCUCUCACCAUGAGAAACUCCUGGAGGUGUUUUGCCGCACAGAUCAGCAGUGUAUUUGUUAUCUUUGUUUAACGGACGAACACAAAGGACAUGACACUGCUCUAGCUACAACAGUAAUGAAUGAGAAAAAGAAUGCUCUGGUGGAGAUGCAGAGGAUUUCCCAGCAGAGGAUUCAGGAGAAAGAGAAGGAGCUGGCCGACCUGAGAGAGGCUACACAGAUGCUCACUCUCUCCGCACAGACGGCCCUCGAGGAGAGCGAGCGCAUCUUCACAGAGCUGGUGUGCUCCAUUGAGCGCCGGCGCGCUGAAGUGACGGAGCUGAUCCGGGGUCAGGAGAGGGCGGCAGUGAGCCAAGCUGAAGCACUCCUUCAACAACUGGAGCAGGAGAUAACAGAGCUGAAGAAAAGACACGCUGAAUUAGGAGAGCUCUCGCAGACCGAGGACCAUAUCGCCUUCCUUCAGAACUGCAGGUCUCUGUGUGCUCAGCCUGUGGCUGUUGACUUGCCAAACAUUACCUCUGACCCAAACUUUGGGAGCAUGAUGACGGCACUAACAGAGUUCCAGGCUCUCCUCGAGGACGUCUGCCAGGGAGCAUUGGUCAAUAUCUCAGAGAAAGUGAAUGACGUUACUAUUAUUCAGAGCACCAAACCAAAGACAGAUUCAGAUUCUAAUGCAGCUUCAGCACCGGUCUUUGUACAGAGUCCUUUUACCAUUAGCGUCCCGACAAUUAGUGUGUUUCCAUUCUCGUCUUUUGGAUCCAGAACAGCAGGUCCUCGUCAGAGACUGCAGCCACAUAGGAGACGAAGAUAGCCUUAAGAACGGCCUGAGAAACGCCUGAUCAGAACUCAGUCAAGAGGCCAAAGUCAGUUUGUGGUAGUUUUUUGGAGCAUGUACAUUUUCAAAAAAAAAGUAAAGCUAUAUUAACCACAAACUCUUACUAAAUAAGACCUAAAUGUAAAUGCAGAUGCGUUUGUCUACUGUCCAAGUCUCAAUGGUAUUAACUUUAAACUUAUGUUAAUCUGUAUAUUUUACAAUUACAGAUGUGUUUGGAGUGAAAGUUGCAAUAUUGUGUGAUCAAAACUUUUAAAAAUAAUUAUACACAUUAUAUAGUGUUAUACUGGUGUAAAUUAUACUAAUGAUUUAUUCACUGAUGCUGUCUAUCUAUUCACAGAUGUUCAUUUUAGCUUUAUACUGGAUGUUUGAAAUGUAUUUGUGUGUAUUAAACAUUGUUUAAAUGGCAAGAAUUUUUAAAAAUAGGAUGUUAAAUACUUAUUUUUCAUAUCAUGAAAGGCUCUGGUAAUUUACUGUCGCCAAAAAAAAAAAAAAAAAAGAUUGAAUCGUGUGUGUUUUCCUUUAAAGUGUGACAAUUGAACCCGAGACAAUGUCAAUAAUAGUUUUUAACAUCUCUUUAUUUUGGAAGCCCAUU